Prorocentrum cordatum is the source of this 2115-nucleotide messenger RNA. NCBI's taxonomy places the organism in Eukaryota, Dinophyceae, Prorocentrales, Prorocentraceae. The record is from the annotation of a GenBank genome assembly.
ACCAUGGCGACAUCAUCGCAGCUGGCUACGUGGAUAACUUCGCCACCGUCUCACUCAGUCCAGAAGUUGCCACCGCUUCGUGCCAGGCCAUUCGAGACGUGCUGGUUGCGAGGGGCUUACCUGUAGAAGAGUUCGCCCCCGCGGCGCAGCGCGUCACCUUCACUGGCCUCGACAUCCUGGGCGACGUCGGCGUCAUCAGGUGCAAGGUGGACCGGUUGUCUCGGUUGCGCCAGGCCCUACUUGGGCUACUCAGACGUGGCUUCGCAUCUCCGCUUGCGUUGUCCGCCGUGGUCGGGCACUGCACCUGGGGGAUGAUCACCAACAGGCCCAUGCUCUCCAUCUUCCACGCAGUCUACCGCUUCAUGGGUCAGGACUCGCGUCGGGCUUUGCCGCUGUGGCCGUCAGUCGUCUCUGAGCUCCGUGCCGCUGCUUCCCUCAUCCCGUUGUGGUGGGCUGAUGUCAGGGCAGAGUGGGCGGCCGCCACCUUUUGCAGCGACGCCUCUCCAUACGGCAUUUGCGUGUGUCGCAAGUUCGUGGAACAAGAGGUCGUUGCUGCCGCAGGUCGACUGUCUGAGAAAUGGCGCUACCGCUUCUCCGAUGCCGUGCACGCCCGCGCCCACGCUCUGGGAGUCGACCCGAACGUCGUGUUGGAAGCUGCCGUGAGCAAAAGAGGCCUCAAAGACUGCGAGCAGUGCCCGAGGGUCGUUCUGGUGCCCGAGGGCUUCGCGAUCCACUACGACGCCUCUGUGCUCUGUCCGCAGCUUCCGGCAUUCGCCACGCUGUGCGAUGGAUCCCUAGCGAGAGCAAUGCCGCAGACGCGCCGUCGAGGACAGGUUUCUUUGUCGGGCCGACCUUCGAGGAGCACCAAGCGGCUGCGCCCCGAGUUUCGGCGCCAGCGAGCCACGACCGUGACGGAGCAGAGGACCAAGACGCAUCCAGGACCACAACGGCUCGGGCGGGGUGCGCUCUCGGUCCUCGAGUCAGCUGCCGUGUCGGACACAACCAUGGCCAACUACUGGGGCGCCGCCAAGAAGUUCGAGGAGUGGUGCCGCUGGACGUCCCAGACCUUCACCACGGCGGCGGAGGUCGAUGUCAUCCUAGUUACCUACUUCGUGAACCUCUUUCUGGACGGCUUCGACAGUGCUACGGGCCGAGUCCUGCUCGCCUCCUUGAAGCACUACCUGCCUUCGAUCCUGGUGGGCAGGACGCCGUGCCCGCGUGCAGCUCGCGCCUUGACAGGCUGGCGGAAGCUCGUGCCCCCGCAGAUGCGACUACCCCUUCCACGGGCGGCGAUGGCCUCCAUCGUGGGCGUCCUCAUCUCGUGGAAGCUCUUCGGCAUGGCAGUGUUCGUCAGGCUGAUGUUCGACACCUACCUGAGGCCCAGCGAGGCCUAUCGGCUAACAGCGGGCAGCGUUAUUCGACCAAGACCCGAUGCCGCCCGCGGGUACGGACAUUGGGCCCUGAUCGUCAACGACGCCUGCCUCGAUCGUCCUGGGAAGACAGGGGAGAUGGACGAGAGCGCGAUCGUCGACAACCCGACGCUCUGGCCCCUUCUCGACGCGCUGGUGCUGGGCAAGAAGACGAGCGACGGCCUCUGGACCUUCGCCCCCGACGAGGUGCGGAGCAUGUUCCGUCGUGCUGCCGCUGCGCUCGGGUUGGAGGCCGAGAUGACGCUCUACUCCCUUCGGCAUGGGGGUGCGUCCGACGACCUCCUGUCUCUCCGACGCACCAGGAAGGAGGUCAAGGACCGCGGCCGAUGGAGGACGGACCAGAGCCUCCUCCGCUAUGCCAAGAGGGCUCGUAUGCAGCAGCGGAUCGCCACCCUAGGCCAGAACUUGAUCGACUUCGGGCACGCGGUCGACUCGCAGAUGAACGAUCUCAUUCUGCAGACCACCUCCUCAGGCGUCUUCCCGCUGCAAGUGCCGCUUGCCGUGACGCCGACACCGCCAGCGGUCAGGUACUCGCCCGCCCUAGUAAUUGGCGGCGACGGCGGCGCGGCUCGCGCUCUGCAGCGCCUCGGCUUUGGCGUGCUGCACUUGAAAGUGAGACGCCAUGUGACCGAUGACAUCACAGAUCCUUUAGUGAUGAAGCGCGUGCUCGGAUGGAUUCGUGCAG